This is a messenger RNA of Mirounga angustirostris (Northern elephant seal), 3931 nucleotides long. It is a transcript of the gene PMVK, whose product is annotated as phosphomevalonate kinase. Gene Ontology annotation, molecular function: phosphomevalonate kinase activity. Bases 97 to 675 code for a protein of 192 amino acids. Gene Ontology annotation, cellular component: cytoplasm. Lineage: Eukaryota; Metazoa; Chordata; Mammalia; Carnivora; Phocidae. The transcript has 5 exons. Gene Ontology annotation, biological process: cholesterol biosynthetic process; isopentenyl diphosphate biosynthetic process, mevalonate pathway. The record is from RefSeq and is a predicted model, not a curated record.
GGGCGUGUCCGCGGGCGGCCCUGUCUGCGGCUGCGCGGGCGCUGACCCGGGUCCCAGCCCCGGAGACCUCCUGGACGGCGGCGGGGAGGUGGCCGCAUGGCUCCGCAGGGAGACGUCCCGCGCCUGGUGCUGCUGGUCAGCGGGAAGAGGAAGUCCGGGAAGGACUUCGUGGCCGAGGCGCUGCGGAGCAGACUCGGCGCGGAUCUGUGUGCCGUCCUCCGGCUCUCCAGUCCACUCAAGGAACGGUACGCUCAGGAGCACGGCCUGGACUUCCAGAGACUCCUGGGCGCCAGCGUUUACAAGGAGGCCUAUCGGAGGGACAUGAUCCGCUGGGGGGAGGAGAAGCGCCAGGCCGACCCAGGCUUCUUCUGCAGGAAGGUCGUGGAGGGCGUCUCUCAGCCCGUCUGGCUGGUGAGUGACACUCGGAGGGCGUCAGACAUCCAGUGGUUUCGGGAGGCCUACGGGGCUGUGACACAGACGGUGCGUGUGGUGGCUUUGGAGCAGAGCCGACAGCAGCGGGGCUGGGUGUUUACUGCAGGGGUGGACGACGCUGAGUCAGAAUGCGGCCUAGACAACUUUGGGGCCUUCGACUGGGUCAUUGAGAACCACGGGGACGAGCGGCAACUGGAGGAACAGCUGGAGGACCUGGUGGCAUUUGUCCACUCCAGACUCUAGCGCCAGGUCCCAGGAGCACCGGCCGCCUCGCCUCUGCUGGACGUGUGGUCCCGACGCUGGCUGAGGCGGGGAGCACACAGAGGGCCUAGGUUUCUGGGGGUCGGCAGAUGGCAGACAAGUCAGGACGCCCCUGGGGGCCUCGUUUCUUUGUGCAGAGACCGCCCUACCGCUUCAGGAGGAGACGGAAGGGCAGGGGGCGUCCGCGGUGCUGGUCCGUCAGCCUGCGCAGCCCGGCUUCCCUGUGUGGACGCCCUCAGCCCAGGGCUCCCCAGCGUGGGUACUAAUAAAUCGUCUCAGAGCACACGCUCAGCUGGACGUCUCUCAUUGCCUGGACGCCAGCACAGCUGGUGUGGGGUCCGAAGGGCCGGGGGCUGCCCUGGUGGCUGUGGGCCCUGCUCUGUCUCCCUCCUGGGCUGCCACGUCCUGCAGAGGCUGGUUUGCGCCACGCGGGAAGAGGGCCUGUUUGCGUGGGGGGCAGGAUUGGGGUCUGAGGUUCUCAUCUUCUGGGAUGGCCCCAUGAGAGGCUCCAGGUGCCACAGAAAGUCCCACCGGCAAUUACCCAGGGGGACGGAGAUCCACGGGCUCCUCAUAACCGCUGUGUGGCCCUGGGUAGGUCACAUCAGCACGUCGAGCCUCAGCGUGCCCACAUGGGGUUUUGGACUUGACCUGUUUCAUUUCAUUUCAUUUCAUUUUAUUAUUUUAAAAAGAUUUUAUUUACUUAUUUGAGAGAGUGAGCGAAAGAGAGAGGGAACAAGCAGGGGGAGCAGCAGAGGGAGAGGGAGAAGCAGGCUUCCUGUUGAGCAGGGAGCCUGAUGCAGGACUCGAUCCCAGGACGCUGGGAUCACGACCUGAGCCGAAGGCAGACGCUUAACCACUGAGCCACCCAGGCGCCCCUUCACCUGCUAUUAUUAUUUUUAAAGAUUUUAUUUAUUUAUUUGACAGAGAGAGACACAGCAAGAGAGGGAACGCAAGCAGGGGGAGCGGGAGAGGGAGAAGCAGGCUUCCCACGGAGCAGGGAGCCCGAUGCGGGGCUCGAUCCCAGGACCCCGGGAUCACGACCUGAGCUGAAGGCAGACACUCAACGACUGAGCCACCCAGGCGCCCCUAAAAGCACUUUUCGGAUUAAUGAAGAAGAAAAGAAUGGCUCAGAGAGGACUGCCUGGGCUUGGAGUGCUGAGGUGUGGGCUCAGCAGCUGCGAGCCGGGUGAGAGUGUAACGACCUGUGUCUUCAGGGUCGCUGUUUGCCGCUCAGACGUGGGGUUCUCCUUCCCACUGAACCGGGAGCAACCCGAGGGCCCCGGGACGGCAGAGCCAGCAAAGGGGCAGCGUGUGUGCCCGGAAGCCCGUGUGUCUCCAUCCUCCCUGGCGCAUGUCCUCCAGGGUCAGGGAUGCAGGUCCCUCCUCGGCCCGGAGGGCGGCCGUCCCUGCCUGCACAUGAGAUUCAGAGCUCGGGGCGGGUGUGAGCCGAGGGAGGGAUCGCUCAUGGUUCCUCCUCCCAGCUUGGCGGCGUGGGAUCCACACACACUGUGUAUGGCGAUUGGAUGCACGUCUGUGUUGUGAGAUCACAAGUAGGGUUAGGUGGCACUCCGUUCACCGCACAUCAUUGUCGUGCAAGCGUGUCAACCACGUUUUCUUUCUUUUUUUUAAAAGAUUUUAUUUGAGAGAGUGCGAGAGAGAGAGUGAGCAAGGUGAGGAGCAGAGGGAGAAGGAGACUCCCUACUGAGCAGGGAGCCGGACGUGGGGCUCAAUCCCAGCACUCCGGGAUCACGACCUGAGCCGAAGGCAGCCACCCAACUGGCUGAGCCACCCAGGUGCCCCUAAACCACGUUUUCUUAUCUGUUCAUGUCUGUGGACAUUUCGCUGUCUCCAUGUCUCGGCUGCUGUGAAGGUGGGGGUGCAGCUGUGUCCUCGGUGUAGGGCUUUCCUUUCCUGCAGACACGUGUCCAGCAGUGGGGUUGCUGGGUGAUCACCGAGGGAUACUUAAGUCUGACAUCAAGGAGGCAGGGACGGAGCAGGGAAGGGGAGGUGGGGCUGGCGGGCCUGACACGUCCCCGCCCUGGGAGCGCUGGGCUCCGGGCUCCGGGGAGGUUUGGAAGGCCAGCGGGUCCAUCCCUGCCUUUGACAGGCUGGCACUGAUGCCUCCUAGAACGGGAGGCCCCAGUAGCUAAGCAGCCACUUCUGGAUUUGAAGUUCCUCUGUACUUAAAAAAAUUUGGUAUUUGUCUAAAUAUCAAAAUCAAGAAUAAACCCAACUUUCAAUUCUCUCUCUGAUGAUGAGAGCUUUAGCUGCUUUUAUUUCUAGGCAUCCUCCCCAUCUGCUGGUCUUUGCUGACUUUGUGGUUACGGAAUCACGGUGCUGCUGUGAAGUUUUUAUGUCACAUGCUUAUUAUUUUAACAAUGAUUGGGCGCCUGGGUGGCUCAGUUGGUUAGGCAACUGCCUUCGGCUCAGGUCAUGAUCCUGGAGUCCCGGGAUCGAGUCCCGCGUCGGGCUCCCUGCUCGGCAGGGAGUCUGCUUCUCCCUCUGCCCUUCCCCCCUCUCAUGCUCUCUCUCUCUAAUAAAUAAAUAAAUAAAUCUUAACAAUGAUUUGUAGCAGUAACAUUCUCUUAAACGUUUAUUCUGUUCCAUUCCUAAGCAGCUUUAUCGAGAUAAUUGGUAUGUAGUAACUGUGCAUAAUUAAAGUGUACAGUCUGAUAAUUUUUGACCUCUGUAUACACCAACAACAGUUGCCACGGUCAUGGCGGACCCAGAGCCGUCACCUUUGUCCCCAGGCCACCACUGAUCUGCUUUCUGUCUCGAUAGAUCAGUUUGCCUUUUCAGUAAUUGAACAUCAAGGACUCAUACACUAUAGGGGCGCCUGGGUGGCUCAGUUGUUGAGCGUCUGCCUUCGGCUCAGGUCAUGAUCCCAGGGUCCUGGGAUCGAGCCCCACGUCGGGCUCCCUGCUCGGCAGGAAGCCUGCUUCUCCCUCUCCCACUCCCCCUGCUUGUGUUCCUUCUCUCGCUGUAUCUCUCUGUCAAAUAAAUAAAGUCUUAAAAAAAAAAAGGAAUCAUAUAGUAUAUAUCUUUUUUUUGGUCUCAUUUCUUUCACUGAGCAUAGUUAUUUUGAGAUCCAUCCACAUUAUUGCAGGUUUCAGUAGUUUAUUCUCUCUUGUUGCCGGUUCGUGGUAUGAAUAUCCUGCAGCUGAUCUGUUCACCUGUCGAUGAACAUGUGGGUUGUUUCCCGUGUUCGGACGUGACCAAUAAAGCAACUGUGAACGUU